AUGUUCCCCCCGCAUCAGGCAACUUACGGUCGCAACAGACAAUCCAUCGCCACCAUCGACGACCAGCUCCGCACAAUCUUCCUCGACCACCCAAAGUCCCACAUAAACGAUUCCGGAGAACCAGCUAUACCCGCAGACGCCCUCGUCGACAUAUUCCGCUCCUUCUCAGAUGUAUCCAACUCACCCUUACUCUCAGAGGAAGAACUCACGCUACUCAAGUCACUCCUGGCGGACAACCCAGGACUCGAAGUCACCCCACAAAUUCUCCUGCAAUUCAUAGCGGAGAAGACGAGGGCGAGUCCACCGCGCAGCCCGAACAGCGAUGACGACAUGCAGCUGCUGCCCACGAGGGGACGAGGCGAGGAGAGGGAUGACUAUAGCCAUUAUCAUCGGUCCUCGAGCAACGAGUCGAAUGGGACGUCGUAUUACCGUUCAUCGGGGAGCAGACCCUCUUCGCGUGGUCCGCAAACACCAAACAACCCAAAGUCGCCGUUUGAUACUGAGAGAAGACAGCGCUCGACACCUCUAGCUAAUAACGCCCCUUCAAGCUGGUCAAAAAGGCCUGCACCGGCGCAUAGAAGGAAAAGCGACGCAGGGAGCCGGAGUGAUUCCGAGGUGCCCCAUUUUUUUCCUGUUACUCUUCACGACGCGCCCACUCACCCAAUUAUUGUUACAGUCCGUCGGCCCACCAAGCUCAUUCAACAGAAGUACCAGCGGACGCGUUCGCGCACCAUCAAACCCCACUUCACCCUCCACAUCAUCCAACGACCUAAGCAGAAGCUUCUCCCCGAUCGCGGACGGACCUUCUCCCGGCCCCACUCCCGUGCCCAAUCCCAGCCGAUCAAUAACUAUGGAUACGACGAGCACGGGUACUCUUCGCCCGACGACAACAACCACACCCUCAACGCCUCCCGUUCAAAUCCAAGCGGCCUAUUCAUCGACUCCAUCUCUUCCCUUCCCAUGCCUCGUGCAAAUCGGAACGGGAACGGGAAUGGGAAUGGAGACGACUCGGACUCAGAUCCGGAGGAUUCGCUGUUAGGUCUUGUAAUGGACCGUUCGACGACGAGCUCGACGGUGUCGUUGGAGCCUUUGGAUCGACUCGACGCGCUGCAGAGGGCGAAUGCGGAUUUGAAUAGGAAGUGUAUGGAAGCUGAACGGACGUUGCAGCAUAAACUUUCUGAACAUGAGCUUGAGCUUGAGGAGAUGCAGAGUCGGCUUGAGGAAGUUAGGAGUGAGUUGGCGCAUACGAAGAGGGAGGAGAAGGAGUUGAGGUCGAAGGAUAUCAGCAGCAUGGAGCAAGAGAUAUCAAGGCUUAACAAGCAACUGGAACAUUCCCGCUCAACUUAUUCUAGUUUAAACAAGCAGUACCAAGAUCAAUGUGCCGCAUCCGAGAAAUACAGAGAUGAACUCCGUACACGAGAAGAACAACUGCGCACGCUAAAAGAAUCCGCCGCCUUACAAGAAGUAGAAGCGCUCAAAUACGCCAAAGAGCACGAAAACUACGAAGCGCGGAUCUUACAACUCGAAGCUGAUUUAUCCAUUGCACAACAGGCGCAUGAACAACUGGAUGAGCAGAAGCAUGAGAAUAUGUUGUUGAAGGAGACGAUUGAUAGGAUGAGGUUUGAUAUGGAUGAGAUGCGGAAUGCGGCUGUUGGUGGGGUGGUGGGGUAUGGUGUUCCGGGGAGUGCGCCGGGGAGUGUUAGUAAGAGUUUGGGUGCGGAGAUGUUGGGGAAGAUGAAGUGGUUGGGCGAGGAGGGGCAAGAUGAGGCGGAGGUUGGGGAUGUUGCUGCGGAGGGAGAGGGGGAGGAUGAUACGGAGGGUGAGGAGGAGGAGGAGAUUCAGACGAUUAUUACGAGGAAGAAGAGGAAAGUCGCAAGCCGCGCAAACGCACAAAAUUUCGAAAGGCGAGAAUUCGAAGAAGCGAAAGAUUAUUCGGACAGUUGCACGCAAUAUGAUCCUGUCCUCUUUGCCGUGUCACAUUCUACGCAGACGGACCCGGAGCCUAAAAUCCUCACUGUGUCGUUCAGCACGCAGACUGAGGACGUGCCUACCCGGAUAUUCGCCGUUCAGACGGAGUCUAGGCGUACGGCUGAGAUGGAGAUUCAGACGGACGAUAUCGUCAUUCUGAACGAAGUUUCGUCUGUGGAAGGCACCACCUCUUCGUCGUCUCCUGAACAACGUUCUCGAUCCCCUUCACCCCUCCCCUCAUCUUCAUCCUCCUCCUCAAUGACCAUCAUCCCCGGCACACCUAAACCCCAUGCCAAACAGCUCCUCGAAGACCAACCGCCCGCCUACGGGGACAUCACCACCUCUGACCAACAACAAGACAGGGAACGCCGGAUCGCCGCUGAGAUUUUACAAGAGUGGCAUCAAGGCGUGAAGAUCCCUUUCCAGCCUGUUGAAGGUGGGAUUUCGGAGGAGGCCGCGAGGGAGUGGCAGGCCCUGAAGGAGGAGUUGGGCGUGCAGUGUGCGGUUAUUGAUAAGAUUGUUGCGUCUUCUGAACGGGCUUCUUCUUCGAGGAAGGAUCAGAAGAGGCGAAGCAAGUUUUAUAAUAUCUAUAACACUUACGUUUAUGGCGGCGGCGACAAAUCCUCCUCCUCAAACUCCUACAACUCCGUGACGAUUGGGAUGGCGGGACAAGCGUUGAUGGUUGUGGGCGUAUCGGCGUUGGCGAUGCUCGUGAUGAGCCCGUACAUGGUCCCGCACUAUUCUGUUCCUGGGGGCGCGACGUAUUACGAUCGGACCGCGUGGCAUAGUUUUAAUUCAAUGCAGGCUGCUGGGGAGGGUUUUUCGCCUGAUGGGACUGCUGCUGUUUGGAAUUUCCUUGGGAGGGUUGGGGGUGGGGCUGCUAGGAUUGCUAGAGGGUGGCCGACAUAG
Laccaria bicolor S238N-H82 is the source of this 2877-nucleotide messenger RNA. RefSeq lists its product as uncharacterized. Bases 1 to 2877 code for a protein of 958 amino acids. The record is from RefSeq and is a predicted model, not a curated record. Lineage: Eukaryota; Fungi; Basidiomycota; Agaricomycetes; Agaricales; Hydnangiaceae. The transcript has 6 exons.